This is a messenger RNA of Nothoprocta perdicaria, 2701 nucleotides long. It is a transcript of the gene NDFIP2, whose product is annotated as Nedd4 family interacting protein 2. The transcript is spliced from 11 exons. NCBI's taxonomy places the organism in Eukaryota, Metazoa, Chordata, Aves, Tinamiformes, Tinamidae. Gene Ontology annotation, molecular function: WW domain binding. Gene Ontology annotation, biological process: ubiquitin-dependent protein catabolic process; metal ion transport; positive regulation of protein ubiquitination. The record is from RefSeq and is a predicted model, not a curated record. Gene Ontology annotation, cellular component: Golgi apparatus; endoplasmic reticulum; perinuclear region of cytoplasm. The coding region runs from base 1 to 1080 and encodes 359 amino acids.
AUGCCCUGGGAAGGCCAAGCAGGAGAGCUGGUCUACCUGCCAGCCCACUUAGCCACCUACCUGCCUGACUGCCUCCUGGCUGGGAGAGCAGGAUUCUGGCUCGCAGGGUGCCGAUUCUUUGAUGCACAACCUGGUGUUGGUCUCUUUAUGUAUGCCUUUGUUUUGGUGGAAGAUCAAGCAGCCCUCACUGAAGGAGAGGACCAAAGGCAGGAAGAAUGGCCGUUAGGGACACCGCCCUUAGCUAGACUCCUUCCACCCCUCAUAGACCAAAUAGUUGCAGUGGGCUACAUGAAUAGUUUUUUAGAAAAAAUCAGAACCACUUUUAAAAAAACUGCUAGUUACCAGCUUCACAAUGAGGAUGACCCUCCAGAGCCUUCGGCAGCAGCKCAACCCUCCACUUCGGCAGAGGCUGCGCAGCCACCGCCAGCAGCCGCCGCCUCGGGAGCGGACGCGGCCCCGCCGCCCUACUGCAGCAUAGCCGUAGAGGCGGCAGCAGCAGCAGCCCCAGAAACACAGAAUGGAUUUUACCCUGUGCCACCUCCCUACAGUGUAGCUACCUCUCUUCCUACUUACGAUGAAGCGGAGAAGGCCAAAGCGGCAGCGAUGGCAGCUGCUGCAGCAGAAGUUACCCAACGACACGCCCAGUUUAGGGAAUCUAGGAGUCUGUUUGAUGAAAUAUUCCUCAGUCCUUCAGAGGAAGAAGAGUAUCCACCACGGGAUGAUUUCAGUGAUGCAGAUCAGCUUAGAGUGGGCAAUGAUGGCAUCUUCAUGUUGGCAUUUUUCAUGGCAUUUAUUUUCAACUGGAUUGGAUUUUGUUUAUCCUUCUGUAUAACAAAUACCAUAGCUGGAAGGUAUGGUGCGAUCUGUGGAUUUGGUCUCUCACUGAUCAAAUGGAUUUUCAUUGUACGGUUCUCAGAUUACUUUACUGGAUAUUUCAAUGGACAGUACUGGCUUUGGUGGAUAUUUCUUGUACUCGGACUCCUCCUGUUCUUUCGAGGAUUUGUCAAUUAUCUUAAAGUCAGAAAUAUGUCUGAAAGCAUGGCAGCUGCUCAUAGGACAAGAUUUUUUUUCUUGUAUUGAAGACCGCAUCGAACAGACAUUCCUUUCCCACACCAGUGCGAAAUUUCCAGAUGAUCUGUAACUCUCCAAGUUAAUAGGAUAGAAGCCUACUAAAAGAAGACAAAUUAGUGAAGAUACAGCUGCAGAUAGGAAUGAAAGGAUGGUCUACGGUGCACGUGGCGGUUCUGGCCAUUCUAGUAAAUAUUUCUGAUUACUGCCUUUUCUUUCAGCACAUUUGCGUACAUGCUUCGAGGAUAGCAUUGAAAUAAGAGCAAAUCCUCUGUUAGUAUAGAUUCAGUAGAGCCAGACUUGGUUAAUCUGCGCUUCUUUUAUCUGAAAGAUUUAAGUGGUAAUCUGUUUUACAGCAUAUAUGUAUAGACCUGGAGUUUGGGUAAAAAUGGAAUGCAUCAAAUGGUUCAGAUUAACCACAAGAGACACAAAAUUUUAAUGUAAUUUAAAUCCAUCUCAAUUGUGUAGAACUCUUUAAGUUUACUGAAACCUGAAGUUCCUUGUUCUCACCAGCUUGUUUUCAUCAACACUUUAUGGAAUUCAAACCAAUAUACUGGUUUGCUUAAAGUUGAUUCUUCCCUUUGAGUCCACUGUAAAUAACUCUGCAUAAAUGACUGUUUAAAUCGCUUCUUAGGAAAUAAGUCAAAAUAUAUUUUGUAACAGCAUAUUCUCUAAAUUAUGUUUAAUCUUCAUAUGAGCUACCUAUAUUUUUGUUGUUGUUGUUGAUAUGGCUAUUGAGGCAAUAGUUACUGCUAGGUAGAAUUUUGGAUGUAAAGGCAUCAAAUUGUUUCAUCCUAAGUUUGCUCACGUUCAUUUCCAUUAACUGGUUUUAGCCUGAACUGGAAUGUCCUUAUUCAUGAGCAUAAUCCUGUUAAAAGAUGAUAUUUAUUCCUGUUAGCAGACAUGGGCAGCUGCAUAUCCUCAGUCCAUGGUUAUGCAGUUGGAUCCCUGUAGGUUCAGCUUUGUUCCUAACACAGGGUAUUGCAUAUGUGUUCCCUGGUUUAUAAACACCGGGUUUAUUUAAAAAUCUUGAGCUCGAUACAAAUACAGCGUCCUCUUGGAGGGUCUUCCAAAAAAAAUUUCAUGCAGGUAUCUUGCCAUCUUUCUUUAUCAUUUCAUAACAAUGAACUGGUUUAAAUUCCAAGGUCAUUUUGGAAAUAACCUAAGUGGAAAAAAAAAAAAGAUGUAUUUUUAAGACUCUGAAAGUUUUAACAAAUAAUCUCUCAUUAUUAAAAGUCUCAUUACUUUCUUAAAAAUAUCAUCUCUUAAGGGGUCUUCUUGUCCAUGCACAUUGAAGUUCCUUCAGUUUUUGUGAAAUGCUUUUUUAUGCUUCUUCCUCAGUAGGAGAAUACAUCUCGCAAUCCUUUGUACAACUGGAAUCUCAGUUGCAAAACACAGUAGUUAUUGGGUGCACCUUUGGGGGAGAAAGAUGCAGAUAAUUUCCUCCAUUUUUUUUCUUUUUAUAAAAUUCUGUUUUUUUAUUACUAACAUUAAAAAUGAGGAGGUUUAUGUUGUCAUUAAGCUAGUGCUGUAUUAAAUUUUGUAUCUAUAAUGUUUAAAAACACAUAUAAUCUGCGCACGUUAUUCAUUUUCUUAGUCUUUCAGGGAUAUUGAAAGUGAUUCUAGACUAACU